GGGGCGGGGGUUCCUAUGUGCUGUAGUCCUGGCUGGGUCUAUGUGUUGUUGUCUGUUUAACACUUGGCUUCCUGCUAUAUUUUGUGGUUACUAUGAAUUCCCCGGCCAGGACCGUCAUCUGCUUGUUGAGAAAUGAUUUGCGACUCCAUGAUAACGAGGUGCUGCAUUGGGCUCAGAGGAACGCAGAUUAUAUCGUCCCCCUCUAUUGCUUUGACCCCAGACAUUAUGUACAGACGUAUUACUACAACUUCCCUAAGACUGGGCCACAUCGACUCAAGUUCUUGUUGGAAAGUGUUCAAGAUUUGAGGAGCACAUUGAAGAAAAGAGGAAGUAAUCUGCUGCUGAGGAGAGGGAAGCCAGAAGAGAUCAUAGAGAAUCUGGUGAGACAGCUGGGCUCUGUGUCUGCGGUGGUACUGCAGGCUGAGGCAACAAAGGAAGAGCUUGACGUUGAAAGUGCUGUAAAACAAGUCUGUAAUCGCUAUGGAGUUAAAUAUCAAACGUUUUGGGGAUCUACCCUGUAUCACCGGGAAGACCUUCCGUUCAGACACGUCUCCGGCUUACCUGAUAUCUACACCCUGUUCCGAAAGGCUGUUGAAUCUCAGAGUAGGGUGCGGCCGACUAUGCAAAUGCCGGAGAAGCUAAAGCCCUUGCCAGCUGGCCUGGAGGAGGGAAACAUCCCAAAUCAGGAAGAUUUUGGACAACAAAAACUUUCAGACCCAAGAACAGCAUUUCCCUGCACCGGAGGAGAAACACAAGCCUUACAGAGACUGCAGUAUUACUUCUGGGAUAUGAAUCUUAUUGCUUCCUACAAAGACACACGGAAUGGACUCAUGGGACUGGAUUACUCAACCAAAUUUGCUCCGUGGCUUGCUUUGGGUUGUAUCUCUCCACGAUACAUUUAUGAACAGAUCAAAAAAUAUGAACAAGAACGAACUGCAAAUCAAAGCACUUACUGGGUCAUUUUUGAACUUCUCUGGAGGGAUUAUUUCCGAUUUGUCGCACUGAAGUACGGAAAAAGAAUAUUUUUUUUGAGAGGACUUCAGGACAAGGAGGUUCCAUGGAAGAGAGACCCAAAGCUGUUUGAUGCAUGGAAAGAAGGCCGUACUGGAGUACCCUUUGUUGAUGCCAACAUGCGUGAGCUGGCUGCAACAGGCUUUAUGUCUAACAGAGGACGGCAGAAUGUUGCCAGUUUUUUGACCAAGGACCUUGGUCUCGAUUGGCGGAUGGGCGCGGAAUGGUUUGAAUACCUUCUGGUUGAUUACGAUGUGUGUAGCAAUUAUGGCAACUGGCUGUAUAGUGCUGGAAUUGGCAAUGAUCCCCGAGAGAACAGGAAAUUCAAUAUGAUUAAGCAAGGCUUGGAUUAUGACGCCAAUGGAGAUUACAUCCGUCUUUGGGUUCCGGAGCUGGAGCAGAUAAAAGGAGGAGAUAUCCACACCCCGUGGGCACUAAGUAAUGCCACACUGGCACACGCUAAUGUGUCUCUUGGGGAAACCUAUCCCUUACCAAUUGUGAUGGCCCCAGAGUGGAGCAGACACAUCAAUCAGAAGCCGAAUAGUCGGCCAUCAACUGCAGGAAGACAAAAAGGACCCUCCUAUACACCAAAGCAGCACAAGAACAGAGGAAUCGAUUUUUACUUUUCUCGCAAUAAAAAUGUAUAAUUUAAAGCAUCUAUUUAUCUGACAACACUCAGUUAAACCUAGCAGCAAUAUAUCUACCAGCUGUAAUCAUUUUCUACCAAAACAAUUCAGUUCUGGACAAAAACUUUUUUUUUACCCGAUUUAUUUAUUUUAAAAAGGUCAUGAUAUUAAACAUACCCUUUUAAUCUGAUGUUGCAUUGGGUUGUUAUGGUGUGGGUAUUUAUUGCAUUCUUUGUAUCUUUCACAUAGAGGGCUAGUAUCUUGUUAAUCAACACAGUAACGUUAGUGUUCCUUUUCUUAUGAAUAAACUUAUUGUGGGCUUUUAUGACACCAUUUUUCGUUGCUCCUGGGAAUACCUUAAAGGGGCAGUAAACCUAGAAAAUAAUGUUAUAUAAUUCUGCACAUAGUACAAAGAAAAAUUGACAAUAGGAGUAAAUUAGAAAGUUGCUAAAAUUGCAUGCAAGUCAAUCCUGAAACAUUACUUUAUCCUACGCGCAAGUUUCCCCAAUGUUUCAGGAUUGACUUGCAUGCAAUUUUAGCAACUUUCUAAUUUACUCCUAUUGUCAAUUUUUCUUUGUUUUCUUGGUAUCUUUAUUUGAAAAAGCAGCCGUGUAAGCUUACAAUCUGGCCCAUUUUUGGUUCAGAACCCUGGGUAGCGCUUGCUGAUUGGUGGCUACUAGGUUUAGUAUCCCUUUAAUAUGGAAAAAUGAAACUAGUUGGGGACAGGAAAACUGGGCAAACUAUUUCACACUGUGGGCUUGAUGAUAAAAUACUCUCCUGCUUGGAGAUAAAUUGUAGUGCAGACUCACUGAACGCUAAAAGAAAAAGGCCAGCACUGUGAGAUAUCUCACAAGAUUCUAGACAUGAAAAUGUUGCUAUAGUAGUCUAAGGGAUGUUCCCUGCAUUUCUGUAUGUGAAGGAAAGACUAGCCCAGGGCAAUAUGGCACUGCAUGAUGUGUUACGCUUACACUUGUGCUUUGUAUUUUAUAUGAUUUUAAAUUUCAGAUUGGGUCCUUUCAGUAUUAUUACAUUUAAGCUUUGCACUUUCUGUUUUUUAUAUUUUUAUUCAUUUUAAAUUUAGAUCCAGCAGUGAUUUUACAAAUUCUUGUUAUGUUUUGAAAGUUUCUGUGUUUAACAAUAUAUAUAUCUUUAUCUUUUACAAAUUAUGUUGCCCUUUUGUAUUUUCUCUAUUGUAAAAUAAAACAGAGCUUCAGAAAAUGGGAGGCACAGGGCAGCCCCCCUGGGCUGAACAGGGGAGUUCCCUGGGUAUCCCUCAAGCUCUCACGAUUCUUGUAAAAUGCUGGUCUCACUGAAUUAUGCCACCAGCUGUAUGUAGGUGAAGUUUGCUCAAAAUUCACAAUACACUUAUUUAACUGACAGAAAAUUAAUAUAUACUAAAUUGCUGGCAAAAACAAGUUAAAUUGUAAUGAAAAGAUUUCAGUUUAAUUUGUAUUUGCUGCAAACUGAGACUUUAUGACCGCCCAAGAUGUUCUCUUGUUUACUUCUCCCACUACUGUAUCCCAGAGAACCACAUAACUCUCUAUGGAGGGAAUCUCUUAUCUCUCUGGGGCUUCCACGUUCUGCCCUUUUUCUUAUAGAAUUCAGUGAGUUCAAUUCCUGUCAAGUCUGCGUUAUAAUUUCUCUCCAAACUGGAGAAUAUUUGCUUAUCAAACCUAUAGAAAGUAAUGAAACUCUCUGUGAAACUGAAGCUGCCAGCUUUUUUUCAGUUUUAUUUUAAAUGGAAUAAUACAAGGUAAUCCUAAAUACUCUGCUGUAUCCAAAAUAAAAUACAAAAUAGAAAUUGCAGAGUUUAAAUGUAAUAAAACUUAAAGUCUAAAGUAAUAUAAAAUAGAAAGCACAAAGUGUAAAUGUAGCAGAACUCUCAUGUCAUACAGUUCUAUAUUGCUCUAGGCUUGUCUCUCCUUCACAUACAUAAAUGAAGGGAACUCCCCUUGGAGAAGUAAAUCAAAUUCUGCCUUUUUAGAAUUUCACUUGGGAUCAUUUUAUAUCAUGUUGUCUGAGUGGAGAGGUUUAAAUCAACAGGCCCCUGUGUGUGUUGAGCAUGUUAAUAAUGUCAAAUGUGUAAAAUUGUAACUUAAGAAAAUAAAAUAAGUUAUUUUUUUUGCA
Messenger RNA from Bombina bombina (fire-bellied toad), 3764 nucleotides. RefSeq names its product cryptochrome DASH. Gene Ontology annotation, biological process: photoreactive repair. The coding region runs from base 93 to 1658 and encodes 521 amino acids. The record is from RefSeq and is a predicted model, not a curated record. The transcript is spliced from 14 exons. NCBI's taxonomy places the organism in Eukaryota, Metazoa, Chordata, Amphibia, Anura, Bombinatoridae. Gene Ontology annotation, molecular function: FAD binding; damaged DNA binding; deoxyribodipyrimidine photo-lyase activity.